AGUAUCUUGUAUUCACUUAGUUCAGUAGUUACUGAUCCAUAGCUACUUCCCGACUUUCGCAAGAAUAAAAUGCUCCCUAUUUUCAUCUUAUUUUAGAAAAUUGCCAGUUCAGCAGUUGCAACGUAUUGAGAUACAGUAGGCACUUUGUGGCAUGCUUGUCUGCGGUAGGCGAAAGUGGCGCACUAUCAUUAUUUUUCUGGUUAUAAUAUCUGCAUUAUGUAUAUUUCCCCUGUACUCUGGAAUAUUGCAUGAAGAAUCUACAGAUUCACACAUUGCCAAACAGAAUGAAGUGUUUGUGGAUGUUCCCUCAAUUACAAGUCCAGAUAUUGGAAGACACUUCAACCCAAAGUUGCUAGCAGGUUUAAUGGCUGAUAUAAAAUCAAAUAAGUCCAAUAAUGUAAUAAAUCAUCAAAAAGUACUAAUGGAUGUUGACAGAGAUGUUGUCAACUACAAUGUUCAUGCUUUUUAUUAUGCAUGGUAUGGUAAUCCAGGACAAGAUGGGGAAUAUUUUCAUUGGAAUCAUGAAUACCUUCCACAUUGGGAGAAAAAGAUAUCUGAUAAAUAUCCAACUGGACAAGCUCACAUUCCACCUGAUGAUAUUGGUUCGUCUUAUUAUCCUCUACUGGGCCCUUAUAGUUCUUCGGAUGAAACUGUAACAAGAUCUCACAUGAUACAGAUGCAACAGGCCGGAAUUGGUGUUUUAGCUCUUUCUUGGUAUCCACCUGGGUUGGCUGAUGAUCAUGGAAAACCAAUUGAACAUUACAUUCCAACUUUAUUUGAUAUUGCAGAUCAAUAUAAUAUAAAGGUGUGCUUUCAUAUUGAACCUUAUAAAGACAGAAGUCCCGAGAGUGUGAAAGAAAAUUUAAAAUAUAUAAUAGAGACGUAUGGGGACCACCCCGCAUUUUACCGGACUUCCACUUCCGAAGGCAGUAGAAAACUACCACUAGUUUACGUUUAUGAUUCUUAUCUUAUCCCUGCUAAUCAAUGGAGUAAAAUACUGAAGAAGAGGGGUGAAAUAUCUAUAAGGGGAUCUGUUUUUGAUGCUGUAGUUAUUGGACUCCUAGUUGAGAAAAAACACAUCUGGGAGUUAUCUAGUGCCGGAUUUGAUGGUUUUUACACUUAUUUUGCUGCUGAAAAGUUCUCGUAUGGUUCCACAAGAAGAUAUUGGCGAGAAAUUGAAUCAUUUGCUAUUGAAAACAAAAUGAUAUUUAUCCCCAGCAUUGGACCAGGAUAUGAUGAUACAAGUGUUAGGCCUUGGAAUAACAUAAAUUCCAGAAAAAGAAAUGAUGGGGCGUAUUAUGAAACUGGAUGGCACAAAGCAACCACAUUGUCUACCGUAAAUAUUGUCUCCAUCACAUCAUUCAAUGAGUGGCAUGAAGGAACACAAAUUGAGCCAGCUUCCCCUCAAUCAAGACAUGGAAAAUCUGUUUAUCUUACUUAUGAACCACGUGAUCCAGAUUAUUAUUUAAAAUUAACUAAGAAAUGGUCAAUGAAAAUGUUAAAUGCAAGUCGUGAUGUUACUUGAUUGGGGUUGUAGGAUUGUGCUUGGCGAACUUCUAGCACUGGUGUUUUUUUUGUUUGGUUCUGGUAUUUUCAGUUUUAAUAUUUUAGUUUUCACUUUGAAUUGAAUUUUAAUCGGACACUUCCGAGAUAUUGUACAGUUGCUGAUUUUAUUUUGAUGUGGUACAAAAAAUGCAGUUUAUAAUAAUGUAAUGUUUCAGUAUUGCAGUUUUAUAUAGAUUGAUACAUAAGUUCUACUUAAACUAAGGAAAGCAUUGUUGAACAGUUCACUAGAUCAAGUUUAUACCAGCUUUUCAUUUGAAAUUUUCUAAAUCGAAAAUGUAGUUAUUUUUUUUAAAAGUAAAUGGCUAUUUCCAGUUAUUUUAUCAGGUAUGUAUAGUAUUGACUUGAGUUCCAAGGCUCAUAGUAUUGACUUGUGUUCGAAGGCUCAUGCCAACCAAUUUUUAUUUGUUCCACUGUUGAGGCAAUAAUUUUAUAUGAAUCACUUUGUGAGUACUGGUCGACUCAUCUGUAAUUUUUAAGCUUGGGGUAGGAGCCUGAUAACUUGCUUUGAGCAAACCCUGUAUAAGAUGUCAAUAAUUUUAUUAUAAUAAGUUUCAACUACAUUAAAAAUAAUUGGGUAUCAGACUGGGUCAAAAAUCCAAACUUGAAGAUCAAGGUGAAUAUACUUAUAUGAUUUGUGAUAAUACCCAAUGUGAUAUUUUUCUACCCGAUACUUUCUAUCCAAAUAAUAUAUUUUCACACAAUCACAAAAGAAUAUGCAUGCACUUCCGUAACCACUGUAUUAUUGGAAAUUGUUUGCAUUUGAAAUUCAAUAUUUAAUGAAUGUUUUUAAUUUUAUGCAUUGUGCCAAAUAGAAAUUUUUGUGAAAAAGAGCGUAUCGGUAAUAGAUGUUUUGUGUUACUAAACACAAGUUGGUAUGUGUAAUCCGUGUGGUUUUCAAUUUGCUCAAAAUAAUAAAGAUUUUAUCUGAUGUUAAGAAAUAUCCGACUCUGUAAAGGGUGGCAUCACCCAGAACAAAGCAUGACUAUUAUUUUGUAAGACGAUGUCAUUAAAAAUGGUUCUAGAUUUAUCCUAAAUCACUGCAAUGCAUGAGGCAAUCAUUUAUUAUUUUUUUUUGAUAAAUUUCUGAUAUAUGCAGCCAAUGCAGAUGCAAGUAUAAACAAUAUUCUCAGAUGAUCUACAUUUCUUGUUUCUGCUGUAUGUACUUUUUCUGCCUUGUUGUAUCAACUUUCAGAGGCUUGAUGCAAUGUUCCACUGCUUUUUAUGACCAAGACAUACCGUAAUGAACAUUUUUAUGCUCAGUUAUAUUUUAAAUUUAAGCCAUUAUGGCAAUGACAUCUUGAAUGAAAAUUGCUCAUGCUAUUUGGCAUCAGGUUUUUGGGAUUUUAAUUUUCAAGAAGGAAUGAGUGUUGAAGAGGCAAAAACUUCUAUAAAAGAACCAGCUGCAGAAUCUUCUGAUCAACAACCACAUGAUUGUGAAGAAUGUGAGAUCAAAAUGGAUGAGACAGACAACAAAAGUUUUUGGGAAGC
Molecule: messenger RNA, 3054 nt
Organism: Styela clava
Lineage: Eukaryota; Metazoa; Chordata; Ascidiacea; Stolidobranchia; Styelidae
Product: glycoprotein endo-alpha-1,2-mannosidase-like protein
Biological process (GO): positive regulation of ERAD pathway
Molecular function (GO): alpha-mannosidase activity; ubiquitin protein ligase activity
Source: RefSeq, a predicted model, not a curated record